Molecule: messenger RNA, 786 nt
Organism: Schistosoma haematobium
Lineage: Eukaryota; Metazoa; Platyhelminthes; Trematoda; Strigeidida; Schistosomatidae
Exons: 1
Coding region: 1-786 (261 amino acids)
Source: RefSeq, a predicted model, not a curated record
AUGACUCUCCCUUCCGAUCGAGUACAGCUGCUAUUUGAAAGACAGUUGGAGUUUUUAGUCAAAUUACGCACGCAGCUGUUAAAUCACUCAUGCUUUGGAGAUGCAACGGAAGUGGAGGGAUUGAUCUCUCAACUGCACACAGAGCUGGAAAAUGAUUGCAGCCCCAAUGAAUCCCCGAUAAACCGUAUUUCAAACGGUACAACAGUCACUCAAGAUUCGCCCAGUGGUCCAGUCCUCUCCAUUCCAGAAACAUGCCCGGUAAUGGACUCAAACUCCAUUAUCCCCAAAACAGCAUGUGCAGACGGUGACUUAUCCAGCUCACAAACACACUCCCUGGUAAAUGCUCAUAGAAUUGUCGCAAUAACCACCCAUGAAACAGAAAACAAAUCGAGCAGUACACUGAAUACAACUGCUUCAAAUGGUUCUCAUCAGUCUGCGACAGAUGUUUUUGACAAAUCUUAUUAUCAAGAUUCUCUUUUACCAGAAAAUAUGUCAGAUGCAUCAAAUGAUGAUCAAAAACUUAAUACAAUUUUGAUAGAUGCUAAUUACCUUGAUGAUCCAUUAUCUACAAAUAAGAUUCCAAAUAAAUUUGGUCACAAUAUUUCAGAAGAAUUAAACUUCGAACACCUCAUAUCAAGUGUCGUUCAGCCUCAAGACUUAGUCACUUUCAGUCAAUUCUCUGUUCAGUGCGAUAAAUAUGUCUUAAACAAAUUCAAGUUAAUUAUAACGUGGGCAUAUGAGGAUCCAACACUGUUUCGUGGGGGAGGAUGGACCUGGAAAACUUAA